Messenger RNA from Anopheles nili, 435 nucleotides. RefSeq names its product adult cuticle protein 1-like. The transcript has 2 exons. NCBI's taxonomy places the organism in Eukaryota, Metazoa, Arthropoda, Insecta, Diptera, Culicidae. The coding region runs from base 42 to 395 and encodes 117 amino acids. The record is from RefSeq and is a predicted model, not a curated record.
CUCAGGUACAACGCAACCGCGAGCCAACAACUCAAACAAUCAUGAAGUGCAUCGCAGCUGUAGUCAUGAUGACGCUCGCCGUUGCCGUCCAGGGAUCGUCCGUGAGCUACUGGGGUAAUGGGGCGGCUCUGCCUUAUCUGGCGCCGGCCCCCAUCGGAAGCUGGGUACAGGACAAUUCAUACGCCAGAAUUGUAUCUCCAUGGAACUACGCUUACCAGGCCCCAGUCGCGUACGUCGAGCCAUCGUACGCCUACCAGCCGGCGGUGGUGGCCGUGGCCCCAAAGGAAGCUCGCUAUUUGGCCGCCAAUCGUGGUGCUGUCCAUGAGGCUCCUCUGCCAGGACACGUCGUUAACCAGCAGUCGCUGAACCUGGCCCCGGCUCCGGGCACUCUGUGAAUCCUAGGCAUCGUUGGCAAGUGACCACAAACCGUUUGAA